AUGCCUCCUCGAACGGGCUUGCGCAGUCGCAGCCUGAGAGUGCUCCACGCUGAGCCGUAUGUCUGUCCCUCUUGCGCCUCCCAGCGGACCACACGAACGCGCACGAACGACACUGGGAGAAACACCGCACGAAGCUUCGCAACGCGUCACAUCAACCCACUGCAAGCACAUGACACACGCCCAAGGCAAGCAAAGCACACGGGUUCCGGAGUGCCGCAUCGAUUCGCCAGCAACGACAACGGUCUCGCGUCACGAACAGCUGUCAAUGCCCCAUCGACAGUACCGAUUGCAUUCCGCGAGCUGCACCAGCAGCUUCUUCUUCUGCAGGACAAAGCCAGCAGCUAUGUCGACCUUGCCCGACUACAACUCGCCCUGAGAAGCCUCGAAAGCAAGGACCCGAUCAUUCGCAUUGCCUUCCUGGGUCUGGGAGCAAAAGGGACACGUGCGGCAAGAAAGCUAGCAAGAGCAUUGCUGGCCGACGAGCUUGGCGACGAGGCAGAAUGGGAGAGGGGACUGCUGCACGAAGAUGAGGGCAAGGGCAUUCUGCUGAAGUAUGGCGAGGCAGAUGAUGGAGCUGGAGUGCUUGGCGGCUCGCCCGUGGUGAAAGAGAUGAGGAUACCGAGUCCCAGACUCAAGCGGUGGAACGCCGAAAUCUUGGUUUCGGGGCUGAAUGCGAGCGGCUACGUAUCUUCUGAUGCAGCAGAAGGCGCCAAAGAGCUGGAAGAGAGCAUACUCGUCCCACCGGUCACGAUCCCGGGAGCAGGAAGUAGAGUUGGCUUCGUCCGGUAUCCAGUGCAUCAGGCGUUGAUACUAGCUGAGGGCGUCAGCGGUGCUGUAGAGUUCGGAAAGCUGCCGACUUCGCUGGUGGACGGCCGCCUCAUCAAUGCUGCGCUGAGUCUGCCUCUGCGCGGACUAGGUGAAAUGCAGGAGGCGGGCGCUACCGACAUCGAGCUUGCGGAACAGGCGCUGGCCCUCUUUCGAAGUAGCAAUGCAAAUGGCGCCAUCUACAGUCAGCAAUGGCAGGCAAGUCGCGUACAGAGCGUAUCAAACUGGAUUUCGCAUCCAUCAGACACAACUGAGCCUCGUAUGAAGCCGGCUCUGGCGGACAUGCUCGAAUCGAUCCUCUCGCGUGCGCAUAGAGUAGUCUCGAGCGCGGAGGUAUCGGCCGAGACUGCAUCAGCGGCGCUCGCUGUACCAAAGCCGAAGCGACUAUCCAUCCAGGCCGCCAUCAGCUCAUGGUCAGAAGAAGCUCAUAGAGACCUGCAGAUGAACCUGGCGUCGGCUCUACUAUCGCCCACUUGGCGCCGGACAACAUGGUGGCGCCUCUUCUGGCGGAUCGACGAAGUUUCCAUCUCUGCUAGUGAUGUGUUGCGCCGUGGCUGGCUCGUGGAAGCAGAGCAGAAUCUUGCCUUCCUCAGUGGAAGAAUCGUGGAGGCAGGACUUGCGACAGUGGAAGAGCUGAAACGGGAGUCCGCAUCAGAUCCUGCGGCAGAGACUGGCCUUCUCGACAAGGCCAUGAAGAACGAGAUCGGCGAGUACAAAGCAGUGCAAUCUGGGGAGCUGCCCUCCGGCAAGGUCGAAACAGUAGCAGAGCUGAUGCAGCUGCCACCCAUGUUGGCGCGGGUUGAGGAGCAGAGUGGUUUGAACGCAAUGUUUGACCCACCUUGGCCGCAAACGAUCCAUCUUUCACGACAGCAAAUGCUGCAUCGCCUCGUGCCAUCUAUGCAUCGCAAGGCACAAGCUCUCAUGCUUGCUUCUCUGAGCACGAUCGGUGGAUCAGGGGCUCUUGCUGGAUGGCUGUGGGUAGCAUCUGGUGGCGUGGCACUAUACGAAGCAGGCGCGAUCGCAGCGCUCGGACUUGUAUGGGCACUGCGAAGACUGCAAAAGAAGUGGACGAACGAUAGAGAAGCAUUCACCGAGUCAGCCAGGGAAGACGCCAGGAGAGUGCUCGCAGAUCUCGAGAGCAGACUCAAGAGGACAGUCAACGACAGCGGCAGAGUGAUCGUCCGCACGGAGGACAAGGCCGAAUGGGCAGCAGCUAGAGCGGCGAUCGAGGCAUGCCACAACGAGCUGGUGAAGGUUGCUGGCGAAAACGAUGUCGGAUCGCAUGAUUGA
Molecule: messenger RNA, 2115 nt
Organism: Fulvia fulva
Lineage: Eukaryota; Fungi; Ascomycota; Dothideomycetes; Mycosphaerellales; Mycosphaerellaceae
Exons: 1
Coding region: 1-2115 (704 amino acids)
Source: RefSeq, a predicted model, not a curated record